This is a messenger RNA of Chrysemys picta bellii (western painted turtle), 4921 nucleotides long. The record is from RefSeq and is a predicted model, not a curated record. NCBI's taxonomy places the organism in Eukaryota, Metazoa, Chordata, Testudines, Emydidae.
CCAGCCCGACCGCCAGCAUUAACGGAAAGGGAGCGCGGGCGCAUGCGCGACAGUCAGGCGCGCGGGAGGGCGGCUCUGGAUAGCCAGCUCUGGAGCGACACCGCCGGCCAGCAGCGGCGGGAACAACAACAGCUGACGUCAUGGGCGGGGAGGCUCCAGCUCCAGCUCCUCCCCCUUCCCCGCGCCUGCCUGGUGCCGGCGGCCGCGAUAGGAGCUUGUGUUGGGUACCAGACAUGGCCGUGGUCACUGCCGAUGCCGCCCUUGCUGCCGAAGGGCAGGAGCCUCUCCUCAGCUCAGCAGGGGAUGACGAGAGCAGCUCACCACGUUGGUGAUGAGUGAAAGUUGCACUCACCUCGUGGCUGCUGUAAAAUGGUUUGGUCUCAGUGAAGAUGCCAAAGAAUACUGUGCACAUCUUUAAAAAUCUGUCAGCUGUUGGCAUGAUUAUAGGGCAAGCUGCACUCUAGACCCCUUUCAGUCUUUUAGGUCUGCCCUCCUCAAUAGAGCCCUGCAAACCAACCUAAAUUUGAUGGGACCUGACUACAAGUGUGGGGUCCAGGUAAGGUCAACUGCAACAACCAGACCCAUUCAGGGUCAGUUUGGCGUGCCUCCUCCUGCCUAUGGGAUCUCCACAGCCACAGUUGCAUGCACUGCUCUGACUGCUACUGCCACCUCACUGUGCAGUGUAUGCAGCAGAGUGAGUGUGACAAGGAGUCACAGCGUUUCUCAUCCCACAGUACAUACAGCAAGCAAGAUACAGUAGGAGCAGGGGGCACAGCCUCCGGCACACACAGCCACCACCACACUGACCCCAUGGGCAGGAGAGGUGAUGGUGGUGCUGACUCAAGUUUGGUGGGGAAAGAGUUGGGCUGGGUGGGCUUGGGUCUGAGUAGGGCCUAAAACUUAGGCUUGGCUUCCUGCCUGUUUCUCAAAGGUGGAACCAACCACUCUGCGACUGGCAGUUUGGGUGGUAGCCCACUUGUUUCCCAACUGCAUUAACAUGAGAGGAACAGAUGUGUUUGGCACCUGUAAGCCCUUUUCCUCCGGGAGCCUGUGGCAGCUGCUGAUUGAAGUGACUCAAAAUAGCUUCUUCAAAACAAAGCAUUGUUUUAUUCAUUCAAAGGUAGGUAGCAUGCAGAGCAAAGAGUAAAAACAAUAGAGGCCUGGGUGCAUACUUCCCCUAUCUAAACCUUAAUGUUUCCUUGCAAGCUUUGGAGUGUUCCAUUCAGCCCAGUUACCUCCAUCUCUAGGUUGGGAGGAGCAGAUGACUUUGAUGCAUUCUUUCUCUACUUUUAUGUGUUUUUUUUCAGCAUCUGGGCAGCUGCUGAGAACGACCUCAAUCACUCUUCUUCCCUAGGCCAACAUCUGUAAGGUUUUAGUGUCCCCUUUAAGUCUAGGCUCAGGCCUCAGAAAAGUAAAUCUUGCUAGUGUCAAUGAAGCCAGAUAUGGAGAUGUUGUGGAAACACAACAGCAUUAUAGGAGUAGGUGGAGGUCCAUUCGUAUUAUGUACCUUACAAUGUUUCUCAGCAGUGUAGGUUUUUCAAUUGUAAUUAUGUCAGUAUGGCCAUAUCUGCAAAAGAUUGAUCUGACAGCAGAUGCAAGUUUCUUGGGAUGGAUUAUUUCUUCAUACAGUCUUGGACAAAUGAUAGCCUCACCUCUGUUUGGUUUAUGGUCCAAUUACAGACCAAGAAGAGAACCACUUGUUGUUUCAACUGCCAUUUCUGUGGCUGCUAACUGCCUUUAUGCCUAUGUCCAUUUGCCUACUUCACACAACAAAUACUAUAUGCUGGUUGCUCGUGCCCUUGUGGGGUUUGGAGCAGGAAAUGUAGCAGUAGUUCGAUCAUACAUUGCUGGUGCCACUUCUCUUACAGAAAGAACUAGCGCCAUGGCCAACACCAGUGCUUGUCAAGCAACAGGAUUCAUACUAGGACCAGUUUUUCAGACUUGCUUCUCUCUGAUUGGAGAAAAAGGAGUGACAUGGGAAAUCAUUGAUCUCCAGGUGAACAUGUUCACAGCACCAGUUCUACUGGGAGCUUUCCUAGGAGUUAUUAAUAUUAUUCUAAUCUUUGCUAUAUUCAGAGAACAUCAAGUGGAUGACAUGGGAAGACCGUGCAAAAGCAUCAAUUUUGAAGCAGAAGAAAGUGAUUAUGUGGAUCAGGAUGCCCAAGGCAACAUUGACCAGGUUGCUGUUGUAGCAACCAACAUUCUUUUUUUUGUCAUUUUGUUUGUUUUUGCUGUCUUUGAAACCAUAGCUACUCCAUUGACAAUGGAUAUGUAUUCCUGGACCAGGAAAGAAGCAGUUUUUUAUAAUGGAAUUAUCCUUGGUGCAAUUGGCAUUGAAUCAGUCAUUGUCUUCAUGGUGGUUAAAGUAGUUUCUAAACAGACUGGUGAGCGUGCUAUACUCUAUGGAGGCCUACUGAUUAUCUUGGUUGGAUUCUUUAUCUUGUUACCUUGGGGAAAACAAUUACCAAAUAUCCAGUGGGAAGAUAUAAAGAAUAAUUCCGUUCCCAGAAUCAUCUUCAGUGAAAUGUUUACACCUUUCUGGAAGCUCCAAACAACACAACUACCAUCCAAUCACACAGUAGAGCCAACAGGAUGCUCUGUUGUGCAGCCCUGGUGCCUGUACACUCCAUUGAUCCACUUGGCCCAGUAUAUAACCUCUGAUAUACUGAUAGGAUUGGGCUAUCCAGUCUGUAAUGUCAUGUCCUAUACUUUAUACUCAAAAAUUCUAGGACCAAAACCUCAGGGUGUCUACAUGGGCUGGUUAACUGCCUCUGGAAGUGGAGCACGUAUACUGGGCCCAGUGUUUGUGAGCCAAAUAUAUACUCACUUGGGACCUCGUUGGGCAUUCAGCUUAAUCUGUGGAAUAAUUGUAUUCUCUCUCUUACUCCUGGAAGCAGUGUACAAGAGACUUACUGCAUUUUCAGUCAGAUAUGGAAUGAUGCAAGGGUAGAUUUAUUUUUAGCUAUGUAAAACGAAAAUCAGACAUAUGUAAUUGUCUUGUUUUUAAACAAGGGUGCCUCAAUACAGGCCUAUAGAGCUGUACUUGUAACUGAGCAGUGGAGCCUGUGAAGUAUGCAUAGCCUAAUCACCGCUACAUCUUGAUUAAUGAAAUUAUGCUAAGAUUGCAUUCUUCCUUGAUAGCAAAAGUAGGAAAGCUAUGUUUGAUCACAAUACAGCGCUAGGGUAGUGCAUGCUGGAGUUCGUAGUUUCCAAAAGUGUCAGACCUUUGUGUUAAACGAAAUGGCAACCGUAGGCCCUAGUUGUAGGAGUAUAGUGGCCAUAUUGUAAGCACACCCUUUUUAAAAAGAAAAAAAAUGCUGCCUUGAUUCUAUGAAUCAGGAUUAUUAAAGCUUCUUGUAACUACAAGGUUGACUGAACCAUGUGCACUUUGAAUCAAAACACCUACCUCUUUUAAUCAAAUAAGUGAAUGUUUGUUUGUUUUCUGAAGUGCAGAUUGUUUCAAUGAAUUAACCAACAGCGAAUAGGAAAAAUAAACAUUUUAUUCUAACAAGACACCCGUAAUUUAUUGUGAAAUAGAUAUGGGUGGCAACUAUUCAAAAUAUUCCAACAGCUUUGAGUGAUUUAAACUGAAAUAUAAACACUCAGGCUGGGAUUUUCACAGGAACAUCUUUGAAUUUGGUGUCCAACUCCGAUUGAAUUUUAAUGGGUUUUGGGUAUCUAACUCUUAGUUUCCUGGAAAAUCCCAGUCUAAAAUGAGUUAUUUGCAGAUCAUAAUUUAAUGCAUAAAAGUUCAAGAAUGUGAUUUAUAUAAUUACACAAUCACAUAAUAAGUUAUGACAAGACAUCAAAUCAGAUUCACUAAUGGAUAAGAAUUAUGCAUUCUAAACUGUAUUUCAAACAAAGAAGUAUCCCUCUGUAGCUGAAAUUAGAGCCAUGGCUGCUCUUCAGUAUGUCUAACUGUACGCUGAUUUUAGCAUUACAUUUGUAAUUGAGUAUCUAUAAGCCAAGGUUAGAACACAGACUAGUGAAAUAAAGUUACUUUAAAUGCUGACUGAAGGGAGGUCAUAAAAUUUCCAUUCCCUCUGCAGAAUCAAGAGCAUUUAAAAUAGGAAAGGAGCUUGCUCUCAAAGAAGUUUCUGUACUACAGAAUAGGAUACUUUAAGCAUUCCAGCACAAACUCGCUAAUAAAAUAACCAAUUAAUGUUAAGAAUUCUCUUGAGGGAAGAGUUUUGAAAUGGUGAUAGAGAACCUGUGUUUAGAGGGCCACAACAAACUAAUGACCCACCUUUCUGAUUAAAGCCAAGAGUAAGUUAUAGCUUUCAAAGAGCAACAUGAUUAAAUAUUUUACUAUAAUAGUAAUCAGUUAAGUCACUUUGUGUUUGUGUUAUGGGUUAAUAAAAUUACCUCAUGCAAUAUAUGGGCUAUGUGGUUCUUUAGGGCGGUGGGGCACAUACCCUGAAGCGUAAGCUUUAGCUAGUUCUGUGGGAAGUAUCCAAGGAGGGUUUAGUGUUGUAUUUUAAAGUAUCUUUUACUUAACUAGAUUUUUAACUUAAAUUUAAAAUUUUAGUCACCAGCCUCUUUAUAAAACAUGAGUUAGAGAUAGCUGUAUAGGACACUCCUGCUCAAAAGAUGGCAUUGUUCAAUGUAUAUUAUCUAUUUAUGAGUUGAUUUCUUCCUUCCUUGAGAGUCAGAAGAAAAUGAGCUCUAGAGCAGUGGUUCUCAACCUUUCCAGACUACUGUACCCCUUUCAGAAGUACCUCCAAAUUUCACCUCAUUUAAACUACUUGUAUUUUAAUGUCUGAUUUAGUAAGCAAGUAUUGCAGCAUGCUAUUACUGAAAAAUUGCUUACUUUUUCAUUUUUACCAUAUAAUUAUAAAACAAAUAAAUUGGAAUAUACUGUACUUACAUUUUUAUUGUGUAAUAUAUAGAGCAGUAUAAACGAGUCAUUGUCUGUAUGAAA